Fusarium sp. VM40 is the source of this 2112-nucleotide messenger RNA. NCBI's taxonomy places the organism in Eukaryota, Fungi, Ascomycota, Sordariomycetes, Hypocreales, Nectriaceae. The record is from the annotation of a GenBank genome assembly.
AUGAAGUCCGCCAAGACGCCCGCAACGGAGAACUCGUCGCACCGCCGGUCGCAGCCAGUUCGCCAGACUCGCACGAAUCCUCCGCGAAGCACUGCGAAUAUGGGCCGCUCUGGUGCCGGCAGAGACUCGAUCGGCGGUACCGACCAGCCCAUCGACAUUUUCCCUGCGAUUACACACUUCGCCGAUGCUAUUACUGCGCUCCCCAAAGAGCUUGUUCGACACUUCACGCUUCUCAAGGAGGUCGAUGCCAAACUUUUCACUCCCGAAGAUCAGCUCUUCCGACUCGUCGAAGCUGCCACCAAUGCUCCCGUCUCCGAGGCACGUCCGAACAACGAGACAUCGAGCGCCAUCGUUCCUGGCUCGGCGCCCAUGAGCGCGCAGAAUAGCUCGGCCGGUACUGCUUUGAACAACAGCGCCCAAAGUGCGCCCUCGGUCGAUGAAUCCAACAGAGACCUCGUUUUCGAUCCAUCCAAUCUACCUCGCCGUCACCUCUUUCGACAAACCGCGCUUAAAAUCCAAGAGAUGCUCGUGUCGCUUGAAGAGAAGAACCACGUCAUUUCGACGGCGAAUGAAGCACUCCAAGCACAACUUACCCGCAUUGAAGAUGUUUGGCCGCAUCUAGAGAACGAGUUUAGCGAUGAGGCUAAAUGGGGAAGCACCACACACUGGGCGUACCCAGAAAAUCGGUUUUCUAAAGCAUCACAAGUCGAUCGGACACGGCGCGACGGCGCCGCAGCUAUCUCUGCAGCAGCACAGGCCCUUGCCGACGAGGCAGCCGCUAGAAGCGAUGCUCGGAAGCAGGCCGUUCAGGCGAAGAAAGCUUCGAGAAAUAACAACAACAAUCACAACAAUGCUAAUGCCCAUAACCAUGAGUCAGAAGGAGACGACCAUGAUGGCAAACCCAAGCCCGAAGCUCCCAAGAAGACUACAAAGUCGCGGAAGACAGCAGCGGAAACUGUCAAUGUCGGACUGGGCAUUUCUACUGCUGCGACGAAUAAUGGCAACCCACCACAGAAGCGACGCAAGGUAGAAAAGCCGACCAACGGUGCCACGGUGGCAACAGAACGUGCCAUGAGCUCUGUUUUUGGGAAUGCCGCGCCGAAAGCGAAGACGACAAGCCCACGAGCAACUCCCGCUCCUGAGGCGCCUAAGAAGAGGAAGGCCCUUCCUUCAGGGAGCGGCCAGUCUAAGAAAAGAAACGGCGUCACUGGCUUAUCCACAUCCGUUAAUUCGUCGCCUGUUAUCACUGAGCUCCCCGAACCAAAGCUCCCCCCCGUUCGUGCAUCGCCAGUACCAGUUCCUACGCCAAGCAUAGUUCCGACUCGUUCGCGACAAAACUCGAUACAGACUGUGACUGUAGAGAACAAUAAGGCACCGCCGACAAUAUUGGCACCCAGCAAGCCCAAUGGCAGCGCAGCCAACACGCCAGUCAUUGGACCUCCAAUAAAUAACACACUCCGUAACGGCACUGAACCUAAACUUCCCAAAGAAGCGAGUUUACCGAUCAAGACGGAAAACCCAAAGAAGGAAGUCGAGAGAACAGAAGCUGCAUCUGCUCCUCCAACCACUGUCAUCAGCACUAUUACCCCCGCUAUCACGAACAGUAGCAAGAAGGAUCCUAAGAAGCCUGAAGAGAACGACCGCAAGAGUGAAUCGUUACCUCCGGCUCCACAGAUAUCCACAGUCACGACCAAGAGCGGGCGAGCCAGCAAACCUUCAACGCCAGCGCUGGCAACCUUUCAAGAGGCGGUGCAACCGCGGUCACGUUCUUCGAGGAACAACGAGGGAGCUAGUGCUGGGAAGAAGAACCAGAAGAAACUUGGUCCCACUAUUCAUGCAGCUGUUGCUCAGUUGGCAGAUGAAGAUACGAAUAGUAGCAUGCAGGGCGACGAAGACGAUGGCGACAUUGACGCAGACGAGCCGACGUACUGUUACUGCAACGGCGUCAGUUACGGCGAGAUGGUUGCUUGCGAUGCCGAUGAGUGUCCGCGCGAAUGGUUCCAUCUGGAGUGCGUUGGGCUCAAGGUAGCGCCAACAUCCAAAGCAAAAUGGUAUUGCGAAGACUGCAAAGAACGCCUCAAAAUGGGAGGCAAGAAGUCUAAUGUCCGAUAG